Messenger RNA from Mytilus trossulus (common blue mussel), 3616 nucleotides. Its product is annotated as serine/threonine-protein phosphatase 4 catalytic subunit. NCBI's taxonomy places the organism in Eukaryota, Metazoa, Mollusca, Bivalvia, Mytilida, Mytilidae. Gene Ontology annotation, cellular component: cytoplasm; nucleus. Gene Ontology annotation, molecular function: protein serine/threonine phosphatase activity. The record is from RefSeq and is a predicted model, not a curated record. Bases 110 to 1033 code for a protein of 307 amino acids. Gene Ontology annotation, biological process: double-strand break repair via homologous recombination. The transcript has 9 exons.
AUUAAAAUAAAAAAAGUCUCGCACGUUCGUUAUUUUGUUAGUGACGCAAGAAGUGACCGGAAGAGACAAGUUUUUGUUGAAGAAGCAAACCUCAGAUAAACACAGAAGCAUGAGUGAAAUAAGUGAUUUAGACAGACAAAUAGAGCAACUGAGAAGAUGUGAAAUAAUUAAAGAGAGUGAGGUGAAAGCAUUAUGUGCCAAAGCCAGAGAGAUUUUAGUAGAAGAAAGUAAUGUACAGCGUGUAGAUUCUCCUGUAACAGUGUGUGGUGAUAUACAUGGACAGUUUUAUGAUUUAAAAGAAUUAUUUAAAGUUGGUGGAGAUGUUCCAGACACAAAUUAUCUAUUUAUUGGAGAUUUUGUGGAUAGAGGAUUUUACAGUGUAGAAACAUUUUUAUUAUUAUUAGCAUUAAAAGUUAGAUAUCCAGAUAGAAUAACAUUAAUUCGUGGCAAUCAUGAAAGUAGACAAAUCACACAAGUUUAUGGUUUUUAUGAUGAAUGUUUGCGGAAAUACGGGUCAAUAACAGUAUGGAGAUAUUGUACAGAAAUAUUUGAUUAUUUAAGUCUUUCAGCAAUUAUAGAUGGAAAGAUAUUUUGUGUACAUGGUGGGUUAUCUCCCUCUAUACAGACAUUAGAUCAAAUCCGUGCAAUAGACAGGAAACAGGAAGUGCCACAUGAUGGUCCAAUGUGUGAUUUAUUGUGGUCAGAUCCAGAAGAUAUGCAGGGUUGGGGAGUGAGUCCUCGUGGAGCAGGCUAUUUAUUUGGUUCCGAUGUUGCAGCACAGUUUAAUGAAGCUAACCAUAUAGAUUUAAUAUGUCGAGCUCAUCAGUUAGUAAUGGAGGGUUACAAAUGGCAUUUUAAUGAAACAGUAUUAACUGUGUGGUCAGCACCUAAUUAUUGCUAUAGAUGUGGUAAUGUAGCAGCCAUUUUAGAAUUAGAUGAGCAUUUACAAAGAGAUUUUACAAUAUUUGAAGCUGCACCACAGGAAUCUAGGGGAAUACCAUCAAAGAAACCACAGCCAGAUUAUUUCUUGUAAAGACUUUUAAUAACAGAGAUAUGGGAACAACUAAACUGGAUCAAUUUGUUUUUAAGGGUUAUAGAUAUAACAGGGAUAUAACAUUCUGUUACACAUGAGGAAGUCUAGGAGGAUAAUGUCAUACUCAUUUAUCAGAGGUUUUUACACCUCAGUUUUUCAUACACACAACAUUUUGUAAAAAGAUCAAAAGCACUGAAUUAUGUUGCAAGUAAACAUGUAGUUUUCUUUUGUGGAAAUAUAAAUUGUAUAAAUAGAAAAUUGUACUUUUAAACUUACUUUCAGUUUACCGAAAAUGUACAUUUAAAUAUAUGUAGUGUUUUGUUUUAUUUGUGUAUAUAGCAAUUCAUCAAUACCAUCAAAAGCAAUAAGAAAUAAAUAUGUGCAUCAGGGCUUUCUUUGACAGUAGGAUAGACGGCAAUUUACCUUGUUAGACUUUGCAUUCCUGAUAGAUUUCAAUACUAAAAACAAUAAUUCUUUCAAAACCUUGGAAAUGUCAUACAUUAUCCUUCUGUUUAUAUUUGAAUAAUUGCAUUGAAAAAGAGCCUUGUUUUACAGGAUGUAUACUCAAAUAAUAAAUGUGUGUUGUUAUAUAAAUAUGACACCAACUUCGAAUGAUCCAUUAAGUACAAAUUUGUGUCAAGCAAUUGUGGAAAUUAAUCCCUUCUACUACUAUCCCCUAUUGGUGACAAAUUGUUGUUUACAAUGACAGGAUUUAUUGUACACUUGCAUAAGGCCACAUAAACAACACCAAUCUGGAUUUUCCAGUUAUUUGGUAUUUACAAAUUGUGUAGCCCUCCAAGAUGUUGCACCUCAAUUUUUACCACCAUGUGACGUUGAAAAUAUUUGCACAAUCCUAAUUUAUUUUUCAAGUAGUUUUGUAAACUUAUAAAAGUACCAAAAUGAUAUUGACACAUUCUUUUUUUGAAUGGUUUUACAUUGAUUCCAUUCAUUAUUUUUACUAAGUCAAGAAUAUUUUUUACAAGAUGUAUUUAAAUGAAAUGUACACAACAAUUAUGAAGCUAUUUAGCAUAUAAUGUGAUGUCUAAGUUCCCUGAAACUUUACAAAUGAACAUUCAAUGUUUACGUUUUUUUUAAAUUCUGUACAUGGUUUCACAAGUGUCUCAUAUUCAAGAUUUAUGUCACUGGACUUGUUUAGUUAACAUACAAGUCAGCAAUGUUUCUUUCUCAUUUUGUACAAAUGCUUUGAAUGACUGAUGUAAAUUACUUUUGACCCCUCGAUAUUAUGUACGUUUGAUGACUUCUUGCAUUGUGUUUAUUUUAUGUAUGCAAUAUCUGUAAUACAUGUAUAUUGUUCUGAAACAGCAUUAUGAUCUGGUGUUAUUUAAUAAGGAGACGAGAGCUAUUCAAUAAUUUUAUCCAAUUUCCAAAUUGCCACAGCAAACAACAAUCAAUCGAUUCAAUUUUCAUUGUAAUUUUGUAGUAUGGUGAAGUGCUCAUCUUUUUGGGAAAGGGGUUUAGUUCAAAAUCUCCAUUGAUGAAAAAGAUUAGAAUCUUAGCUGUGUGCUAGUAGAAGAAAAAAAUAUUACUUAUAUGCAUCAGUUGUAUUACCUGUAGCGGUUCUAUAAUAUCAUUAGAUUUGAAUGAAAAAAGAUAUAAGACUUUUAUUCACAAUUCUGAAAAUAUUUGUAUUCUCUGCUCUUUUUUUCUUCCAAUUGAAAACUUUGAGCAGAAUAAUUGAAUUUAGGCAAAACUUGAUAAAUGUAUCAUAGAUUUAUAAUAACAUUUUUAGUAUAUUUCCUAACCAAGCUGAAAGUUAAGUACCCUCUUAUAACCUGACAAAUUAUUUGUGUCUAGAAGUUAAAAUAAGUUAGAAGUUGAUAUAUCAGAAAGCCAUAAUGAUCAUUUGUGUAUAAAAUCAUUUUUUAUCUUGCAGAUAUAAACUUACUUUUUUACUGAUUUUAUAUGUAAAGAUAUAAAUAGUGCUAUCAUCAUUUGUAAAUAAACAUCCCAUGAAAAUUUUAUGUACUGAAUAAUCUGGAUCUGUAAUAGGUAAAUAGUAAUUGACUCAUGUGCAAAGGUAAUGUUGAAAUUGAAGGGUUUUUUUUGUAUUGGGUAGUAUUACUUUUUACUGAGGACAUUAACCAUACAAUGUUCUUUCCAGACCAAGUAAUUGAAAGGAAUGUAAAAAAAAACAUAUCUCUAAAAAGGACUUCUUAAAACUUACAAUUUGUCUCUGUUUUCUAAAGACAAAUCUACACAUUAAUAUCAAUUACCAAUUGAAUUGUAUUAUGUGAUAUCCUUAAUGUUAUAAUAAUUGGUAUUUUAUAUUGUAACUCUAUUGUUCAGAGUUAUCAGUUAUACAUGUAUGUAAGAAUUGGAUGAACUUUUAAAAAUAUGAAGAGAGAAAAUCAAGUGAUAAUUACACUAGUCACAAAUUGUCCAAAAAUUGUAAUAUCUAAAAGUGUGACGGUAAAGUGUGAUUUAUGAACUUACAGAAUAUGGUAUAGAGGUUGUACGUGUGACCAAAAGUAUCACAAAAUUUAAGAUUUUGUCAUUGUAAAUCUAUUCAUUGAUUUUGACGAUUGAGUCAUUUGAUUUUAAUAUUAAAUUAUUUAAACAUAA